Ananas comosus (pineapple) is the source of this 1746-nucleotide messenger RNA. RefSeq names its product methionyl-tRNA formyltransferase. Gene Ontology annotation, biological process: biosynthetic process; conversion of methionyl-tRNA to N-formyl-methionyl-tRNA. The transcript has 14 exons. Lineage: Eukaryota; Viridiplantae; Streptophyta; Magnoliopsida; Poales; Bromeliaceae. Gene Ontology annotation, molecular function: methionyl-tRNA formyltransferase activity. Bases 117 to 1232 code for a protein of 371 amino acids. The record is from RefSeq and is a predicted model, not a curated record.
UUCCGCUAUACCAACGAUAGCAUCAGUCAAUCGAGGUGGUUCUUUACAAACCAGGUAUUAGCGCAUAGGAAAUCGGGUUUGUAACGAAUCCAAUCCGUAGAUAGAACAAAAGGCGGAUGAUGGCACCACACUCCACUCUUGCACUGCGCCGCUUCCUCUGCUCUGGCAAUGGAGCUGCCUCCGCGCUCGAUGCAGCGGCAGUGCGAAAGAAAAACCUUGUCUUCUUGGGCUCUCCCCAGGUCUCCGCCUCCGUUCUGCACAAAUUACUUGCUGCGUCUGAGGACCCCGACUCCAUUUUUCAGGUUAUGUUGCAAGCAAUUGUUACUCAACCGCCUGCUGCACGGGAUAGAGGAAGAAAGUUGAUGCCUUCGGCAGUUGCGCAACUUGCCCUGGAAAGGGGAUUUCCUCGUGAACUCAUAUUCACUCCCGAACGAGCUGCGGAGGUUGCUUUUCUGUCUAAUUUGAGUGCCCUAAAUCCAGAACUUUGUAUCACAGCGGCUUAUGGAAAUAUUUUACCUCAGAAGUUUCUUGAUAUUCCAUCAUGUGGUACAGUUAAUAUCCACCCAAGUUUGCUGCCUCAGUAUCGUGGUGCUGCUCCUGUUCAAAGGGCAUUACAGGAUGGUGUAACAGAAACAGGAGUAUCCCUUGCUUAUACUGUUCGUGCGUUGGAUGCCGGACCAGUGAUUGCAUAUGAAAAAGUGAAAGUUGAUGAGUGCAUAAAGGCAACGGAAUUACUUGCAAUUCUCUUCAACUCCGCAGGAGCUGAACUUCUUCUUCAUGAGCUUCCGUCCAUUCUCAAUGGAUCUGCAAAAUUGAAAGCACGACCACAAGAUGACAGUAAAGCUACUUUUGCACCCAAGUUGACCUCCGAGGAGUCAUGGCUCUCAUUCGAUGAAGAAGCUAAACGGAUACAUAACAAGGUACGAGCAUUUGCAGGUUGGCCUGGAACUCGGGCAAGAGUAGAAGUCGUGAAUAAUGUUGGCUAUCAUAAUGAGCUGGAGAUUAAGAUAAUCACCUCAGGGGUGUGUAGUAAUGCUUGCAAUAAAGCAAGUGAUGGAAAUGAGAUCCUCUUUUCUGGGAGUGCAUUGCUGAUUCCAUGUGCUGGGGAGUCAUGGCUUGAGGUCCUCGAGCUGCAGCUUCCAGGAAAGAAGGUUAUGACUGCUCGUGAUUUUUGGAAUGGCUUACGGGGUCAGAAGUUAAGGAAAAUAAACUGGAAAGGAGUAACACAAUGAUAUCAAGAAAUCCAUACAACUUCUGGCACUAGUCAGUCAGAUUGCUAAGGAUUCACUCUUUGACGGUGUCCGAAUCUUUGCAUAAAUAUGAAUUUUCUUUGAUUCAUCACUAAGUGCUUAGAAAUGCUCUGCUGCAAUGUGCUGCAUACUGAACUCGGCCUCUUUAAAUCUCUAGCUUACCAAUAAUGCUUAGAUGUACCUCGGUUCGAAUAAUGAGUUAAUCUGUAUAAACUCCCACCACAUUCACUUAGUUCAACGGAAUUUAAGAAUUGCUGCCUUUUUCGCGGUGAGCGACAAGCGUAAUACCUCGGACAUGCUUGUAUCCAAGUUAGUUAUGCUUUGUGAAACCUUGGAGAACAAUUUGUGCGGCAUUAGUUUAUUCUUUCUUCUUGUUUUUUCUUUUUUUUUUUUUUCUUUUUUUUAACCCUUUAACAUUUUUCUUUAGCACUUAAAGUAUCACAUGCAAAUGAAACCGCACAUAAGUUGAUGAACUCACUAUUGUCUGUUACGGUAA